AGAUACACAAACAUACACACAGAUGCACACACAGAUACACAUACACACACACACACACACACACCGCGUGCUCCCCAGCCCAGCGCCUCUCGGCUGGGGCCCAGCCGUGCACCUCCAGGCAGAAGCUCUGGUCCAGGGAGGGUGUGGGGCCCCAGGUACAGGUGCCAGGUUGUAGACACGCCCUUCCUUCCCCCAAGGGCCUCAGGCCAGGGGAGCCACGGCCCCCGGAUUGGAGGCCCCAGUUCUGGUGGUGCAGCUGAGGGGCUGGGGGCACAUAGAGGCCAGUUCUCCCCACCCUGGCUGCCCCGUGAGACCCAGAGUGACAACUGCCUGCUCCUCUGGGACCCCACGCCCUCCUCUGUCCAACAAGGAGUGUGUGGCGGUCCUCCCUGUGUCCACUUCCGGCAGGGAAGAAACCGGACCUUUCGUGGGUCCCCCCUCAGCCAGCGUUUCCCCGCCUCGGUCCCCAGGGCUGCCGGCUGCUGGGAGUGCAGUUGGAGCGCCUGCAUUUGUGUGUGUGGAAUUUUUUUAAUUAAAAAUUUGUUUUAGAUUACAGUAAAAUACACAUAACAAAAUGUACCAUCCUAACCAUUUUUAAGUCUAUGGUUUAAGUACAUUCACAUUAUUAUGUCACCAUCACCACCACCCACCCCGAGCACCUUUUCAUCUUAUAAAACUGACAGUCUGUCCCCAUUAAACACUCACGUCCCAGCCCUUCCCCAGCUCUGGGCCCCGCCGGCCUACUUUCUGUCUCUAUCAGUGUGACUCCUCUAGGGGCCUCCCGUGAGUGGAUCGCACAGUGCGUGUCCUUUUGUGUCUGGCUUAUCUCACUUACUAUAAUGUCCUCAUGUUCAUCCAGGUUGUAGCUGGGUCAGGAUUCUUCCUUUUUAAGGCUGAGUAAUAUUCCACUGUGUGGCUGGACCAUACUUUGUUUAUUCAGUCAUCUGUGUACGGACACAUAUAUUUUUUUAAGACACAGAUUUAUUUCAUGAAAACAUGGCUCUUCCUUCUACAACCCAAUAAAACAUUAAACCCAAUAAAACCACAUCAAAUGCUAUCAGGAACACUCGGUUCAAAUUUCAGAUUUCACCCAUCCAGAAAUGAUGUCUGGGCAUCCUCUCUGGGCAAGGCCCACACCGCUGUAGGUGCUGGGGAUGGAAUCGUUGGUAAAACAAAGUCCCUCUCUCCUGGAGCUUAUGUUCUAGAGGGAAGACAGGCACCAGACAAAACAAGUAAGGUCUAGAACGUGUCAGAGGCUGAGGGAGGAAAGAAAGGACAGCUCUGGACACCCCCAGGUUCUUUUCUUUCUUAACAAUUUUUUUAAAUGUAUUUAUUUAUUUAUUUUUGGCUGCGUUGGGUCUUCGUUGCUGCGCGCGGGCUUUCUCUAGUUGUGGCGAGCGGCGGCUCCUCUUCGCUGCGGUGUGCGGGCUUCUCACUGCGGUGGCUUCUCUUGUCGUGGAGCACGGGCUCUAGGUGCGCGGGCUUCAGUAGUUGUGGCUCGUGGGCUCUAGAGUGCAGGCUCAGUAGUUGUGGCCCACGGGCUUCGUUGCUCCGCGGCAUGUGGGAUCUUCCCAGACCAGGGCUCGAACCUGUGUCCCCUGCACUGGCAGGCGGAUUCUUAACCGCUGUGCCACCAGGGAAGCCCACCCCCCCACCCCCGACUCUUAAGAGCGACUUGAGACUGUUCUAAAAGGCACAGCUUGGGGAAAGAUACAAACUCUAAUAUAUAUAUGAUAAAUAUAAAGUAUUUAAUAUAUUAAUAUUAGAUAUCAUAUACAAUAUAAUGUAGUAUAAUAUCACAUAUAGUAACAUAUCAGAUAUGUAAUAUACCAGCAGUUCUUUAUGUAUACACACACAUGUGUAUAUAUAUUAUAUAGUUUUUUCAUGAGAUAAAAUUCAAAUAACACAAAAUUAGCCAUUUUUGAUGAACAAUUCAGUGACACUUAGUGCAUUCACAGUAUUGUGCAACCGUCACCUCUGUCUAGUUUCCAUGACCCCAAACAGACACCCACUCGGCAGUCAUCCCUGCAGCCAGCCCUGUGCUUUCCCUCUCUACGGAUUUGCCUCUUCCGGACAUUUCAUAUAAACGGAGCCAUGCGAUGUGUGGGGUUUUGUGCCGGGCUUCUCUCCCUGAGCCUCAUCCAGGCUGUGGCAGGUGUCCGUGCCCCUGGAGGGAUGGACCACAGGCGGCUCGUCCACUCGUCAGUGGCAGGACAUUUGGACCGUUUCCACUUUUCGGCUGUUGGGAACAGAGCUGCUACGAACACGCGUGUACAAGUAUCUGAGUCCCUGUUUUCCAUUCUUUGGGUUUAUAUCUCAGAGCGGAAUUGCUGGGCCAUCAUGGUAACUCUGUGGCAAGAUGGAAUUCUAGAAAGUUCUAUAGUUGACUUUCGGGGGAAGUGCCGAAACGUUUUCCACAGUGGCUGCCGUUUUACUUUACAGCCCCACUGGGGGAGAGUAAGGGUUCCCGUUUCUCACCUCCUCAACAACACUUGUUUCUGUUCUUUUUUAAACCCAGUAGGUGUGAAGUGAUGUCUCACUGUGUUUGUUUGUUUGUUUGUUUUGCGGUACGUGGGCCUCUCACUGCUGUGGCCUCUCCCCCUGCGCAGCACAGGCUCCGGACACGCAGGCUCAGUGGCCAUGGCUCACGGGCCCAGCCGCUCCGCGGCAUGUGGGAUCUUCCCGGACCGGGGCACAAACCCGCGUCCCCUGCAUUGGCAGGCGGACUCUUAACCACUGUGCCACCAGGGAAACUCCCUAAAUCACUCUUUUAAAGGAAUUUUUAGGUUUUUGGUCAGACCCCCGCGUUCAUGGUUCUGAGCAGCACCCCCUCUCUCAGUCUCACUCCUGGGGGUGCUGCGUUAUCGCCCCACUGUGCCUUGAGGUUCAGUGGCCCUCGGGAACGAGCAGAGGGGUCUGGUGGGCCUUGGCGGGAUCCCCAGCAUGGCUCUAGGAUGGAGGAGUAGGGGCACUGUCUGCAGGGACCCGGCCCGGUGGGGCUUGGGGGGCCCAGGAGCAGAGGGUUGCAGGGCACAGACGCCCCAUCCCGUCCACCCCCCAGCCCCACUGUCCCCAGUCGCACCUCUCUCUUCCUCUGUUGCCCCCAACAAGCUCCUUUCAGCCGCAUCUGGUGGAAAGCUGGGCGGCAGGGGAUCGGCAGAGGGUUCAUUCACUCAUUCAUUCAUUCAUCCAUUCAUCCAAGAUGCUCACCGAGCUCCCAGCCGCUGGUGCCAAGGGGAUGCUGGGAUGAAGCCGAGCCCAGUGGAGCUCUCGACAGCGGAAUACAGGCUGUGCAAUGGGUCCGACAGGGAAUGUGUAUCCCCGACAGCCAAGGUCACCAAGAAGGAAGCUCUCAAGGCACAGAAGGAGAGCUACCGCCAGGAGAAGAAGCGCGCCACCAAGCAGCUGCUCAGCGCCUUGACAGACCCCAGCGUAGUCAUCAUGGCCGACAGCCUGAAGAUCCGCGGGACCCUGAAGAGUUGGACCAAACUGUGGUGUGUGCUGAAGCCAGGGGUGCUGCUCAUCUACAAGACGCCCAAGGUGGGCCAGUGGGUGGGCACCGUCCUGCUGCACUGCUGCGAACUCAUUGAGAGGCCCUCUAAGAAGGACGGCUUCUGCUUCAAGCUCUUCCACCCACUGGACCAGUCCGUCUGGGCCGUGAAGGGCCCCAAAGGUGAGAGCGUGGGCUCCAUCACACAGCCCCUCCCCAGCAGCUACCUGAUCUUCAGGGCCGCCUCCGAGUCGGACGGCCGCUGCUGGCUGGAUGCCCUGGAGCUGGCACUGCGCUGCUCCAGCCUCCUGCGACUCAGCACAUGCAGGCAGGGCCGCGACGGGGAGCCCGGGUCCUCUCCAGACGCAUCACCCUCCUCACUCUGUGGGCUGCCCGCCUCGGCCGCCGUCCACGACCAGGACCUGUUCCCACUGAACGGGUCCUCCCUGGAGAACGACGCUUUCUCAGACAAGUCAGAGAGAGAGAACGCUGAGGACUCAGAUAAGGAGACCCAGGACCGCAGGCGGAAGGCCGAGAGCGGGGGCGAGCCGUCGGAGGCCCCGGGGCGCCCCGCGCGCAGAGGGACCACGUACGUGGUACAGGAACACGAGGACCUGGGGGAGCUGGGCGAGGCAUCGCAGGUAGAGACGGUGUCUGACGAGAACAAGAGUCUGAUGUGGGUCCUGCUGAAGCAGCUGCGGCCGGGCAUGGACCUGUCCCGCGUGGUGCUGCCCACCUUCGUCCUGGAGCCCCGCUCCUUCCUCAACAAGCUCUCCGACUACUACUACCACGCCGACCUGCUCUCCAGGGCCGCACUGGAGGAGGACGCCUACAGCCGGAUCAAGCUUGUGCUGCAGUGGUACCUGUCCGGCUUCUACAAGAAGCCCAAGGGGAUCAAGAAGCCCUACAACCCCAUUCUGGGGGAGACCUUCCGCUGCUGCUGGUUCCACCCCCAGAACCACAGCCACACCUUCUACAUAGCUGAGCAGGUGUCCCACCACCCCCCCGUGUCCGCCUUCCACGUCAGCAACCGAAAGGACGGCUUCUGCAUCAGCGGCAGUAUCACAGCCAAGUCCCGGUUCUACGGGAACUCACUGUCAGCUCUGCUGGACGGCAAGGCCACCCUCACCUUCCUGAACCGGGUGGAGGAUUACACCCUUACCAUGCCCUACGCCCACUGCAAAGGCAUUCUCUACGGCACCAUGACCAUGGAGCUGGGUGGCAGAGUGACCGUCGAGUGUGAGAAGAACAACUUCCAGGCUGAGCUGGAAUUCAAGCUCAAGCCCUUCUUCGGGGGCAGCACGAGCAUCAACCAGAUCUCCGGGAAGAUCACAUCAGGCGAGGAGGUCCUGGCGCGGCUCACGGGACACUGGGACAGGGAAGUGUUCAUCAAGGAGGAGGGCAGAGGAGGCGCCGAGCUCUUCUGGAACCCGAGCGAGGAGGUCCGCGGGCAGCGGCUGAAGCGGCACACAGUGCCUUUGGAGGAGCAGACAGAGCUGGAGUCGGAGCGGCUCUGGCAGCACGUCACCAGGGCCAUCAGCGAGGGUGACCAGCACAAAGCCACACAGGAGAAGUUUGCCCUGGAGGAGGCACAGCGGCAUCAGGCCCGAGAGCGCCAGCAGAACCUGGUGCCCUGGACGCCGCAGCUGUUCCACCUGGACCCCACCACCCAGGAGUGGCGCUACCGAUACGAGGACCACAGCCCCUGGGACCCCCUGAAGGACAUUGCCCAGUUUGAGCAAGACGGGGUCCUGCACACCCUGCAGCGGGAGACCAUGGCCCGCCAGACCACCUUCCUGGGCAGCCCGGGGCCCAGGCACCAGGGGUCUGGCCCCGACCGGCGGCUCCGCAAGGCCAGCGACCAGCCGUCUGGCCACAGCCAGGCCACCGAGAGCAGCGGCUCCACGCCCGAGUCCUGCCCAGAGCUCUCUGACGAGGAGGAGGACCGUGACUUCGCUCCCGGCUGCGAGAGCCCGUGCCCUCGGUGUGGGAAGGAAGCGUGGCGGCUGCAGUUGCUGCACGAGGGGAUCCUGUCCAUCCGGGAGGCCCAGCAGGAGCUACAUAGGCAUCUCUCGGCCGUGCUGAGCUCCACGGCACAGGCCAGGCAGGCACCAGCCCCAGGCCUCUUGCACAGUCCCCGCUCGUGGUUCCUGCUCUGCAUGUUCCUGGCGUGUCAGCUGCUCAUUAACUACAUCCUCAAAUAAGAGCCCUUCGGGGACGGCGUGGGCAUCGCCUGCAGAACUCGGGCAGCCCCAGCCUCCCUCCCAGGCACCUAGCACUUUAAGCCAGCCCCGUGGAGGCAGAGACCCAGCGAGCACGGCCUCUGUGGACAGAGGGGCCCACGGCGGCACAACAGCAGGAGGGACCUGGGGGGCCACAUGGGGUCCUCCCGGGGAGGCGCUGGCCUUAAUGCUGAAGCCAAAUGCCACAUUCGUCGUGCACUGCACCCCCUGGUGACCUCGUCCCAUCCUCCCUGGUCAGCCUCAGGGGAUUGAUGGCGGAGGGGCAGGAGAGCCUGCAGGUCUCUGGAUGUCGUUCCCCAGCAGGGGUGAGUGGGGGCGUUGAGGAGCAAGCCGGGACCCCAGGCCCUCCUUGGGCCUAACACACAGGCCAGCCCUUCCUGAGACCCUGCCCACAUUGCCCUGGAGGGGCCACGGGUGGGCUGCUUCGGAGAGGGCGCUUGGGGCUUUAUUCUGCCUUUGUGCUGUCUGGACAGAGCCCAGUUCCUAUACCUACAGGACCCGCCCCACCUCCCUCAGCCAGGACGUGCCAAGCUGGGGCGGGCACACGUGAGCACGGCGUGCCUGGGGACAGCGUCCCCGGCCCGGAGCCUGAGUUGGACACUUUGCUCAGACUGAUGCACGGUCUUCUCCUCCCACACGUUUUUAAUAAACGCAAUCGCAAUAUUUUAGGCAGGCUGCAAACAGCGCCUGGCGUCUGGCCUCCAUUCCUGUGUCAAAUGCCAGGGUGUGUGUGUGUGUGUGUGUGUGUGUGUGUGUGUGAGCAUCUGCACAUAUAGAUACACACGGAGCCUUAAACUAUGUUGUGACGGUGUCAUCUGAGCUGAUUGUCCAGUUUAUGUACCCAUGUUCUUACCCUCCCCCAGUUUGGGGACAUGUCUUUGCUCCAUCCCUUGAAAUAAACAAGACACACAUAU
Orcinus orca (killer whale) is the source of this 6647-nucleotide messenger RNA. It is a transcript of the gene OSBPL5, whose product is annotated as oxysterol binding protein like 5. Gene Ontology annotation, cellular component: membrane; intracellular membrane-bounded organelle; cytosol. Bases 2944 to 5694 code for a protein of 916 amino acids. Gene Ontology annotation, molecular function: sterol binding. The transcript is spliced from 20 exons. The record is from RefSeq and is a predicted model, not a curated record. Lineage: Eukaryota; Metazoa; Chordata; Mammalia; Artiodactyla; Delphinidae. Gene Ontology annotation, biological process: phospholipid transport.